Messenger RNA from Anisakis simplex (herring worm), 390 nucleotides. NCBI's taxonomy places the organism in Eukaryota, Metazoa, Nematoda, Chromadorea, Rhabditida, Anisakidae. The record is from the annotation of a GenBank genome assembly.
AUGCUGCUACGGCCAACACAUUUGGCUAUUGCCACUGCUGUGGUAGCUUUGGCUUCUAUGGUAAAUGGGCAAGCGUUGAACGAUCCACUCACUCAGUACAUAGAAGGACGGCUUGGUAAUAGACGAAUUUUCUGGUGUCCUUCUGGAUACGGCUACUUGGCAUAUUGUCCACAACCCACCGACUGGGAUAAUUACAACUGGUGUUGUACAUGGCCUUAUCUUGGUUCGUGGAAGCCAUCUUGUUGCGCAUUCGCGAUACCGACAGGAGCUGUUGUGGCGCUGAUUAUUGCUGCUAUCAUUUUAAUAGCCGUUCUGAUUGCGCUAUCGUGUUGGUGUUGUUUCUGUUGUCCACUUUACAAGCAAUUAUACGACUACGAAGAGGCGAAGUGA